UCGGGGAAGAAAAGCAUCCUCUUCAGCAGCCUCACCUCGCCAUAGCAACCGGGACGUCAGCGCCGGCGGCCACAGCCCGCAGCCGGCCGAGGGGCUGCAGUGCCCCCAGAGCUGACCCUCCCGGCCCCGCUGGGGCCUUGCUGCAGGCCGGGCCGCGGCGGCAGCGCCGGCAGGACCCCGGGCGGUGCCGGGCGUGGGCAGCGGCGAGCCUGCCCCGUCGGGGCUGCGGGGCGGGGGCGAAGGAAGAGGCCACGCCGCUGUCCGUGGUGCUGACAGUCCCCGACGGGGCCGAGGGAGGAGGAGGAGGAGGACCCGGGGCGCAGGGGUCCGGGGAAGGGACUGGCACCUGAUCCGCAUGCCACAUGACACGGAAAGAAAGGGGUGGCAGCAGCCUGCCCUGCGGAACGUCAUUUUUUCCUUCCGUCAAAGAAGAGGGGCAGAAUACCCACCCCCCUCCUCCUCGCCCGGGUUCACAAGUACCCGGACAGAGGCUGCUGCAGAUGGGAACGCAUUCCGUGGUUUCCACCUUCCCGUAGGCGCCUUCAGCUGGGACAAUAAACGGAGAAAGGACGGGAACGACGCCUCCGGGAUUAUGCUUUGGAGCAGCCUGAGCAAAAGACUUGGUCAUGUCUGCCGAUAGCAUGGACAACAGCAGUGGUCUUUUCAUUCUCCCCACCCUACCACUCCCGAUGCAGAAUGAGAGCUACCCUGAACCCUCCAUCCCUCCUGCUGGCUACAGCACGAUGGAGUCGCCCUCAGGAGCCAGUUCCAGCAGGAACCACACCGUUCUGCAGUCUGCACUGUGGCCAGGGGAAAUUGCAGCAGCCAGCGUGGUUCUGGGAGCACUGUGGCUGGUUUCUUUCUUUGGAAACUCACUGGUGUGCUUAGUGAUCCACAGGAGCAGGAGGACCCAAUCCACCACCAACUAUUUUGUCAUCUCCAUGGCUUGUGCAGACCUGCUCAUCACUGUGGCAAGCAUGCCCUUCGUGCUGCUGCAGUUUGCCUAUGGCAGGUGGGUGCUGGGCACUGUGAUGUGCAAGCUGGUCAGGUACAUUCAGUACCUCACCCCUGGGGUCCAGAUAGGUGUGCUCCUCUCCAUAUGCGUGGAUCGCUUCUACACCAUCGUCUACCCCCUGAGCUUCAAAGUGUCCAGGGAGAAAGCCAAGAAAAUGAUCCUGGCCUCUUGGCUCUUUGAGGCUCUGUUUGCAUCUCCAACUUUCUUCUUCUAUGGCUCCAAUGGCAAUGGCCACUGCAACUUCUUCCUCCCUGCUUCUUGGGAAGGAGCCCUCUAUGGUGUCAUCCACCUCCUGGUGGUGUUUUUGAUCCCAUCACUCCUCAUUAUCCUCUUCUACCAGAAGGUCAUCAAGCACAUUUGGAGAAUAGGCACGGAUGGCAGGACUGUCAGGAGGACGAUGAAUAUUGUCCCAAGAACAAAAGUGAAAACCAUCAAGAUGUUCUUGAUGUUAAAUGCAGUGUUUCUCCUCUCCUGGCUCCCUUUUUACGUGGUGCAGCUGUGCCACCCACAGGAAACAGAGUACAGAAAGAGCAACUUGGUUUUCCUGGCAAUCACCUGGACCUCCUUCAGCUCUUCAGCCUCUAAGCCAACCCUCUACUCCAUGUAUAAUGCCAACUUCAGAAGAGGAAUGAAAGAAACCUUUUGCAUGUCUGCCAUGAAAUGCUACAGGAGCAAUGCAUACACCAUCACCUCCAGCUCCAGGAUAGCCAAAACAAACCAUGUUGGGAUUGCAGAUAUCCCAGCUCCAGCCAAAACUGUCACCAAGGACUCAAUCUACGAAGCUUUUAACAGGGAGGCAAAGGAAAAAAAGCUUGCCUGGCCUAUUCAGUCCAACCCCCCAAAUACAUUUGUCUAGCUGGCUCCAGUGCUCUCAAAAAAAGUUGCUGUGUAUCCCCAAAACAAGGAGCUGUUCCUCAGUUUUGAACUCACUUAGGGUUACACAUUUUUAACACAGCUUUUAGGGAUGGGGAAAAAAAAAAAGAUAUGGUUUAUUUUAUUAAAUGCCUUGAUUUUGA
Pogoniulus pusillus (Red-fronted tinkerbird) is the source of this 2031-nucleotide messenger RNA. RefSeq names its product G protein-coupled receptor 19 (gene GPR19). The record is from RefSeq and is a predicted model, not a curated record. NCBI's taxonomy places the organism in Eukaryota, Metazoa, Chordata, Aves, Piciformes, Lybiidae. The transcript is spliced from 2 exons. Gene Ontology annotation, cellular component: plasma membrane. Bases 627 to 1871 code for a protein of 414 amino acids. Gene Ontology annotation, biological process: G protein-coupled receptor signaling pathway. Gene Ontology annotation, molecular function: G protein-coupled receptor activity.